GGUAACAGCCUCUUGACGUUUCUCAGGAGGAGGUGGUUCCAGAGAAGGAAGCUGAAAUUCGCCUCGGUCCCGUUAUAACGGCGCGCGAUGCGGAAGCUGCGCGAGCGUCUCUAAUGGCAAACAGCGCGAGACAGCGCGUCGGGAAGACGCGCGUGAGCCGCCAUUGUCUUUAACCAAGCAAAAGGGGACAUUAUUAAACUAAACCGAACCGAGCAGGGAUCGAGUUUCUGUGCUCGGGAGGAUCUGAUUACUGUGAUGAUGAUGAUGAUGAUGAUGAUGGUUAUGGCUUCGAGACCCGGGCUUUGGCUCGUGUGUGUCUGUGUGAGCGGAGCGCUGUGUAUGAGCGCGCGACAUUCCACCAAUGGAGGCGUCUUGGGUAGGGCCUUGCGUGAUGAUACCAGGUUCCUUGGGAAAGAGAGCACGGUACCGGUCCGGUUGGUUUAUCGCGCUGAUGGCGAACGGACCGCGCAUGAUGUCCUGAGCACGCGGGUGCGCGCGAGCCCCACCACCGACCAGAAGAAUCAUUUGGCCCAAGCCAUUUUCCAGGUGAAAGCCUUCAAUCAGACUUUCAACCUCGACUUGGAACUGAAUCAUCACCUGCUGUCGUCAAAGUAUGUGGAGAGGCAUAUAUCGGAGGACGGGAAGUCAUACAUCACCAAAGGUGGGGAGCACUGUUACUACCAUGGAAAGGUACGAGAUAUUCCCGAGUCCUUUGUGGCGCUGUCCACUUGCCAUGGAAUGCAUGGGAUGUUUUUCGAUGGAAAUCACACGUAUCUGAUCGAACCGGUUGAAGAGGGCAAGGAGGAUGAACAUGUUCAAGUUCACAUGAUCUAUAAAUCUCCAGGCUUCCAGCCUCCAGGGGAUUACGUCCCACCCUUUAAUCUUGCAGAGUCGCCGUUCCAGAGUCCUCCACUCUUCACUGGAGCAGCACACAGGAGAAAAAAGAGACAAGUGUUGCAAAGUUCCCACAGUGUCGAGGAUGAGACUAAAUAUAUCGAACUGAUGGUUAUCAAUGACCACCUGAUGUACAAGAAGCAUCGGCUUUCAGUUGGCCAGACGAACAACUACGCCAAGGCUGUAGUAAACAUGGCAGAUUUUAUUUUCAAGGAGCAACUGAACACCCGUAUUGUUCUUGUUGCCAUGGAAACCUGGGCAGCGGACAACAGGUUCAACAUAAACGAUGACCCGAUGAUCACACUGCGGGAGUUCAUGAAGUACAGACGUGACUUCAUUAAGGAAAAGAGCGACUCUGUCCAUCUGUUCUCGGGCAACCGUUUCCACAGCAGCUGGGGUGGAGCCUCGUAUAUGGGAGGGGUGUGUUCACUGACUAAAGGGGGAGGGGUUAAUGAGUAUGGAAAAACAGAAGAAAUGGCCAUCACGCUGGCACAGUCACUGGGACAGAACAUUGGCAUUUUCUCUGACAAGAAGAGAAUACUAAAUGGAGAGUGCAAGUGCGAUGAUAAAUGGUCUGGCUGUAUAAUGGAUGAUGUUGGCUUUUAUCUACCCAAGAGAUUCUCCGACUGUAACAUCGAGGAGUACCACAACUUCCUGUACAGUGGCGGUGGAUCGUGUCUCUUCAACAAACCCUUCAAGCUUCUGGACCCUCCAGAGUGUGGGAACGGUUUUGUCGAGCUGGGAGAAGAGUGCGACUGUGGGACUCCAGCGGAGUGUGCUCGAGAAGGAGAGAACUGCUGUAAGAAGUGCACUCUGACUCAGGGCUCGAAAUGCAGUAAUGGACUCUGUUGCAAUAACUGUCAGAUGGAGUUUAUGGGUGUGAUCUGCAGAGAGGCUGUUAAUGAUUGCGAUAUACCAGAAAACUGCACUGGGAACUCCAGCCAGUGUCCUCCAAAUGUACACAAAAUGGACGGCUACACUUGUGAAAAGGAUCAGGGACGGUGCUUUAAUGGGCGAUGCAAAACUAAAGACAGGCAGUGCAAGUACAUCUGGGGAGAGAAGGCGACAUCUGCUGAUAAGUUCUGUUACGAGAAGCUAAACAUCGAGGGAACUGAGAAGGGGAACUGUGGCAGGGAGAAGGACACCUGGGUCCAGUGUAAAAAGCAGGAUGUGCAGUGUGGAUACCUGCUGUGCUCAAACAUCUCACCUGCACCCAGACUGGGAGAGCUGCAGGGAGGCCUGACCUCAUUUUCCGUGGCCCAACAUAGUGCUUCACUAGACUGCAGUGGAGGACAUGUGAUGAUUGACGGAGACACUGAUCUGGGGUACGUGGAGGACGGCACGGCGUGUGGCACCGACCGGAUCUGCUUCAACCACAAAUGCCUUCCGGUUCAGGAUUUCAACUUCAGCACCUGCCCCGGGACCACCGACAAAGUCAUCUGCUCCGGACACGGGGUGUGCAGCAAUGAACUGAAGUGUGUGUGUCACCUGGGCUGGGCAGGUGAAGACUGUAACUCCUCAUCACCACUCAGCUACCUGGUGGUGGGACCUACAGCUACGUCAUCAGGCAUCAUCAGUACCAACAUCAUCAUCGGCGCCAUUGCAGGAUCUAUUCUCGUUCUGGCUCUUAUACUAGCCAUAUCUGCCUGGGGCUACAAUUACUACAGACAGCGGCAACUUGAGGAAUCUGAAGUGCAUCGAAGAUUCUGUCGACAAAUGCCACCAGGCGAUUACGUGAAGAAGCCGGGCGACGCCGACUCGUUCUACAGUGAUGUGCCACAGGGCGUGAGUUCCAACUCGGGCAGCAGCUCCAAGAAGAGGUCUGCUUACCUGUCUCACCUGCAGAUCUACACCUCCAUCCCUUCCAUCAGCCAAAACAUCUCACUGUUUGGCUUUAGGUCCAAUGGCUUGUCCCAUUCCUGGAGUGAGAGAAUCCCAGACGCCAAGCACAUUUCUGAUAUCUGUGAAAACGGACGGCCCAGGAGCAACUCGUGGCAAGGGAAUAUUAGUGGCAACCGGAAGAAGCUAAAAGGAAAGAAGUUCCGUCCUCGUUCCAACUCCACAGAGACGCUGUCUCCUGCCAAGUCCCCAACCUCGUCCACGGGCUCAAUCGCCUCGAGCCGAAGGUACCCGUAUCCAAUGCCACCACUACCGGACGAGGAGAGGAAGGCCAACAGACAGAGCGCCAGGCUGUGGGAGACAUCAAUAUAAAGAGGCUCCUUGCGAUCACUCUGCAAAAUCUCCGUAAGGACUACACAUUCCUCCGCUUUUAUACAAAUGAGAAAAAAAAAAAAAACCGAAACUAAUGAAUUCAAACAGAAGAAUUGAAGUCCUCCAGGAUUAGCGGGUCCACCGGAGCGCGCUGGGACGAAGAGCACGGCUGUCAUCGUUGCAGUCGACCAUAAUGAAACAGAGGGACUGGCUUGGGUCAAAGGUCAAAGCCAGGCACUGCUGCAGUCAGUUACCCAUCCAAACGAGGCAGGGGAGAUCAGACUGCUAAUCCCGCCCCCUUUAUCCUGCCCUGCCUCUUUUUUAAGGCCAAAAAAAAAAAGGCCUCUCCCUUCCCUCCCCUCCCUCCCACCUCUUCCUCGUCCAGCACCAAUAAUGUCUUGUGAUUGGUGUCCUUGUUGCCAUGUUGAGAGAAAGUCAUCCAAAACCUGCUGGAUGUUAACAUGUUUUUUCGAAAGCACGUAGAAACUUUCCACUGUAUGCAUGAGAAUACAUGUUUAUCAACUCCUUGUAGUGCUACAAGUAAAGACGACGACAAAAACUAAUAUUUUAACAAGCAGGCUAGGGGACAGCAUGUCUCAGAGGGCAUUUCUGUAGGCUGGUAAGUUUUCAUUUUUUAGGCUUCUCUAUUCACACAGUGCAUCAACGCUAACGCUAGCGAACACGCCCAGCCUUGCCAUCAACGCUCUCUUAUUUCCUCACGUGUAAAUAUGUAUAGCUCGACGACAGUGAAAUGUGUGAUUGUUUUUUUAGGCUUUGCCUUUUCUUACUGCUUUUUUUGGUCACCCAGUAGGGUUUAGAAGAAACAGUCGGCACUUCUUGUUUGUAUGUUCACGUUGAAUCGUCUGUAGAUCAGCCUUUCUUGUUAUUCACGCUUUUGAUUCGUCUGUGUAUUUCCUGAAUCCUUGAAUGAGCUUCUUUAUCCAUUUGCUUUGAAACAUAUCUGAUGCUAUCUGUAAGAAUAAGGAAGGCUCAUAGUGCUGGAGAGGGUACCAUUGACCUUUGGGGCGAAAUUCUUGCUGACGGAAACAGCUGUAUAGCCGUUCAUUUCUUUUACGGCGGUACAGGAGGUUACAAUCGGCCGUUGUCUGAAGUACAGUCGUGAUCAUUUCCAACAUUUCAUAAGCUGAAGUUUUCAGUGUUGAAUGUAGCGUCAAGGGAUGCGAUACGAAAACUCAAACCCAUUCGCUGGUUUUGUCUUUUUAGAAAUAUCUGGAACAAUUUAAAGCAAGAGUCUAUAAACGACAGAUCGUCUACCACCUUUUUGGAGAAUGAAUCACAGAUAUUUAACAGUUAUUCCAUGAAAUCGUACAUGAGCUGAUGUGUACGACGAGAUUGAGUGGAAUAACUGUUUUAUUCUAUCCACGUUCACUGGAUGUUGAGAAACGGAGCAUUUUUUAUUUUCGAUAAAUAAAAACUUUAUACAAAACGUCCGACAAAGUCAUUUCCGCUUAGAAUGUAAACAAACCGGCGAAAUGACAGGAGCAAUUUGUGAAAAAUGUGAUAAUUCUUGAAAGAUACAAAAAAAAAAAAAAAAGACACGUUCUUACCAUGAAACACUUUUUUCCAUAUUUUUUUGCGCUUUUUUUUUGCAUUUUUGGGGGGGGGUUUGUUUUUGAGUAGAGUUUUUAUUUCGUCCUCGGUUGGUUCAGCAACACGCGCCGCCAUUUUCUUCUUCUUCAGGGUUUUUUGGUGGUUGGCAAACCAACUUAAAGGUGCAUUACUGCCACCGACUGGGCUGGAGUGUGGAACAGGUGCUAUUAGGGGAAGGAAAAAAAAAAAAACUAUUAGCCAUUUCUGUUUCUAUUAAAGACUUGAUAAAGUGAUGUAUCUGACUUGAUGGGCUCCGCCAUUUUGUUUUUCCUCUACUCACGGUAGGUAUAUGAGCUGAUAGCCUAGUAGUAUAGCAGCCAAUCAGAGUGCAUGAUUGUUCAUAUCCAGUGAAUAUGGAUAGAAUAAUCAUAGUUUUACUGGUUAUUUUGGGAUGUUUAGGAAAGCGCAUGCAAUUUUAUUUCCAUUAGUUUGAAAAAAAAAGUCACCCAUCACUAGGGAAGCAGAUCUGUAACUAUGGCCUCAGCAUAGUUGAUGCGGAAAUGAUGUUUGGCUGGAUUCCAUGAUCAUGACAUAAAUAGAGAGGUCAUGUGGUGGCGCCACAUGGUAUCAGGCAGACUUGGUAAACUUUGCAAAUGAGGCAUGCCCAAGCUGAUUCAUUCCAAGAUGGAGGACGCUGAGAAGUGCCAGUCAUCUUCCUAUAGUCAUGGAAAUUGUCAUGGUCAUUUUAAUUGCUGGGUUUCAUAUGACGUCACAGCCGCCUCAUUACUUAUUUCAAAACUUUAGCUGGUGGUCUACCAAAGCUCAGUUGACAAAGUAUUUGUACGGAGAAGGUGCAUUGCUCGCAUGAAAAAUGCCUUAUGCUUGAUCAAAUCGAUCAAACCGUGAAACUGAUAAAAGUUUCUUCAGGGUUCCUCGUGAACUAAUAAAAAAAAGGUGAACGAACACAGGAUUUCACAAAAAGACGUUGAGAAAGGUGGCUUUUGAACCUGUCACUGAAAUCGAAGGGAGUCGAGUCGAAGCAUGCUCGAGUUUGCAGUGAUCACUUGGUGAAAGGUUUGUAUCUCCCUCUCGGCUAUGUCCUCAGUGUUUUCCAAGUACUUUUCUUGCUAUGCGUCGUUAUUUUACGGUACUUUUUUUAGUCACGAAGCGCUAAAGUCCCCAGCUGUUUCUUUGUUUACUCUUCACAAAGUCCGUAUGCGUGAAGGUCGCGACAAAAUUCUUACCCAGCCGUACAGUUACAAUGCGCCGUGAUCACUUCUCCGUCUUGUUUAACUAAGAUCCAGGUCUUUAAAGGGGUUUCUGAUGAUCUUUGUGAAUGAUUUAGCUGAGAGAUAAGAGCCAACACAAGUGAGAAUCAAGCCAACUGUUGUUUGUUUAUACUUCAACUUGCAGCGCUUCGUUGUAAAGACACGAACGAAAAGCUAAAAAAAAAUGCUUACACGGGCAAAUCAUUCGGCAGUGACUUGAUAGCGAGGUCCUUUACCCAGCCACAUACAAAAAAGUUGUAAGCCUCCAUACUCUUCCACGCUUUCAUGUGUUUUGCGGUGUAGAAGGACGUCUGCAACACCAGAUAGUUCGAGAUGUCGGGGAACUCGACUGAAGGGUAGUUUUCGAGAUCGUAUGACAAAUCCUUCUUUCCCAGACUGUAGGGGUCGAUUCCAUUGCACAUAGCAAUCUUCUGAAUAUAUCUAAAGCGAGCAGCGGCUUCUAGAUUACAAGCAUACUCUGAUAAGUUAUCGCUAGUUGUUUGCACUACGGCAGCCGUUUAGACCACCAGCUAUUUCACUUCCGGUAAAACCGCUAAGAAAAGUCAUGUGACUGAAACCCAGCAAUAGCGCCACCUGCAGUCCUGGAGCACCCAUAUGCGACAACCAAUAAGGAAUCAAGAAGCAAAGCAUAUGUGAAGAUCGUUUUGUCUUUGCGCAACCCAAACAGAUGUCACUUCCACAUUUAAGUGUGCUGAGGAAGUGUCCUAAGGAAGAAGACUCAAUGUGCUCAGUUUUGUACUCGUAGUAUCGUAUAUCACAAUCCCUUCCACACCUCAUCUGUACAUAACCUUCAUUUUCACUCAAUCCUGCUGUCUGUAUUCACAGGACAUUCAGUUUUUCCCCCUAUGCUGUAUCCACUCAUAACCCUUUCUUUUUCACUCCUGGAUCCUUGUAUGUAAACAUUUAUCCCAGACAGCAAUUAAGUGCAUUAUGAUCAUUACUAUUACAGUAGGUCUUUGCGUAUACAGAUACGGAUUAGCACAGAUUUUUAACGCUUCAUUUUGUGGCCAAGCCUUUUUAUGUCGUAACAUCAUAACGACGUGCUCGAGUUCUACAGUGUUUUUCUCUCUCUUAUACACACCCACAUGUCUGUUUUUUCUCAGCAUUAAAAAAAAAAAAAAAGUGCAUGGCUCAAUGUGGUGUUAAUGAAGGCUGAAUCCAAAGGCACCUGAAAAAGAAAAACAGCUCAAGCAAUACUUUCAGCACCUCACUGUCCUUGUUUAAUACAGCUGCCGUGACUGAUUAGCACCGUGUCAACCGCUGCAAAUAUGAAACAGAUAACGAAUAUGUACCGUACUGGAAGGAUUCUCAGAGCAAACACACUCUUGAAUGUAAUUUAAGCCGACGAUUACAGCACAACUGCCGUCAAUGACACAUCGCACUCCGGUGACCAUGUAGGUCCACUAACUUUAUAUACACCACGUCACAGUGAGGUGCGUAAUCGGCCAUGUUUCAGGGUCGUGUUCUUUGGAGAAUGAAAAACGCAUUAGUCGGGAGGUUCACACCUGCUUCAGGAGACGUCAUAAAUGCCUUAUGUUAUGUUUGUCCGUUUCAUGAACUCUGUUUCUUUUGUUUUUCGGACGCUAGUUCUCUAUGAAGCUGUUUUCUUUCAUAGUAUGCUGUAUGUAAACUUAAUACAAACAAUCAG
Messenger RNA from Neoarius graeffei (lesser salmon catfish), 7593 nucleotides. It is a transcript of the gene adam22, whose product is annotated as ADAM metallopeptidase domain 22. The record is from RefSeq and is a predicted model, not a curated record. Lineage: Eukaryota; Metazoa; Chordata; Actinopteri; Siluriformes; Ariidae. Gene Ontology annotation, cellular component: postsynaptic density membrane. The coding region runs from base 256 to 3105 and encodes 949 amino acids. The transcript is spliced from 31 exons. Gene Ontology annotation, biological process: proteolysis. Gene Ontology annotation, molecular function: metalloendopeptidase activity.